Molecule: messenger RNA, 1413 nt
Organism: Vicugna pacos (alpaca)
Lineage: Eukaryota; Metazoa; Chordata; Mammalia; Artiodactyla; Camelidae
Source: RefSeq, a predicted model, not a curated record
CUCUAACCGCCGGGAAAAUCAGGACGGAGAAUGGGGCUGAGGUUGGAAAAGGAAUUGGGGCUGGGAGCACGGAGUGAGGAGGAGCCGGGAGGAGUGAAAACCCGGUGGGAGGAAAUAAUAGGACAAAUUAGUCAAGAUGUCCACAAUUUCAAAGCGUUUUGGACUGAAAUACAAGGAAGAAUCGUACAUCUUUAAAGAGCUUGAGAAGGUUCGCAAGGAGACUAAAAAGGAUUUUCAUCAAUUCAAGCAGAAGUUGGCUUCCAAACCGGCUGUGGGUGAAGUCAUCUCAGGCCUCCAGGCCUGGCAGGGGGAGAAGGGGAGCGUUUCCCACGCCGGCCCUCUCAAGCCACCAGGCCCCCCUCGGGCCAAGGGCCCCGCGCCCCGCGCUGCGGCCCUCGUGCAGCAGGCGCCCCGCGGCGCGGCGCUCCCCCCAGGCCCGAGCCAGGCGGCCGCUCCCGGAAAGACCCGGCCGUUCCGCCCCCAGGACUUCUACUUGCGGAGCUCGGCGUUCCGGCGGCACCCGCCCCAGGAGAAGCCGCCGGUCAUCGCUUCCAUGGCCGGCACGUCCAGACCCGUGGUCCUGGUGCCGCCGCCUGCGCCCAGUGGGAAGGCCCGGGUGCGCCAGGGCCCGAGGAGCCCCCGACCCGCGGGCUCCAAGCCGGUCCUCCUCCCGGCCCGGGAGCCGGCUCCGCUCGCGGAGGCCCGCAGAGCCAGGGAGAGGAAGGGCAGCCCCCUCUCCAGCGACGACGGCGACGCGGAGGCGGCCGGCCUGCAGAGGAGAGUGAGGAUUCGCACCCGCUCCUUACGCGAGGGCCUGGGCGUCGAGCCGCGGGGGGCCUCGGGGCCGGUUUCCAAAAUCGACCGCGAGAGCAACGCGCCGAGCGACGCGCGGGAGGCCGCCCCGCAGGCCCCGCAGCCCGUGCGCGCGGCCCCGACGUCCAUGGAGGAGAUCAUCGCCUCGCUGCAGUCCGAGGCCCAGCUGGCCUCCGACCAGACCAUCAAAGAGCUCAUCCAGAGCGUCCUCGGCCAGAAUUACGACAUUAAGAUGGAAGUAGGUGAACCAGGAGAGUGGUGUUUCCCUGGGUAAAUGCAGCUUUAGAAUAGGUACAUAAAAUCUUUCAGUGAGUACGGUGUGUUACAAGCCAGACCAGCUAGACAAAAUGAUGCGGUGUUGAUCAAGUUCUUUGAGUUUUGAGUUUUCCAUCAAGGGAGGGUAUCAUCUUUUCAAAGUGAAAGAAAUUGAAAGCUGGUCCCAAGAACUUGAGUAGUACAUCACUGAUAACCUUCCAAAGUCUUCCCGAUUAUUUAGUAUGGACAUAACCGAUGUUUCAUAUUAAAAAACUGUCUUUUUCUGUACCAUUGAGCAUUAUUAACUGUGAAUCUAUGUCCUAUGAUCAAUGUACUACUAUUAAG